Messenger RNA from Tripterygium wilfordii, 873 nucleotides. Its product is annotated as peptidyl-prolyl cis-trans isomerase CYP19-3. NCBI's taxonomy places the organism in Eukaryota, Viridiplantae, Streptophyta, Magnoliopsida, Celastrales, Celastraceae. Gene Ontology annotation, molecular function: peptidyl-prolyl cis-trans isomerase activity. The coding region runs from base 182 to 706 and encodes 174 amino acids. Gene Ontology annotation, biological process: protein folding; protein peptidyl-prolyl isomerization. The record is from RefSeq and is a predicted model, not a curated record. The transcript has 2 exons.
UGGCGAUGCGCUAAACCCCUAAAAGCCCAUCGCACCUCGGUCUAUAUAUAUGGGCGCCUAAAACCCUAAUGUUCCAUCCAUCCAUCCAUCCCUUUCGACCGCUAACAUCCACAGUGUCUCAAAGUCGAUUAUCUCAGACAGGGAUUUGGGUUCUGUUUUAGCUGGAAUUUUGUUGGCUAUAAUGUCGAAUCCCAAGGUGUUCUUUGACAUUCUGAUUGGAAAGAUGAAAGCUGGUAGAGUUGUAAUGGAAUUAUUUGCUGAUGUUACCCCAAAAACUGCUGAAAACUUCCGUGCUCUCUGCACUGGAGAAAAAGGAAUUGGGAUGUCUGGGAAGCCCCUUCACUACAAGGGCUCUGCAUUUCACCGUAUAAUAACCAAUUUCAUGUGUCAAGGUGGGGAUUUCACAAGGGGUAAUGGCACUGGAGGAGAAUCAAUCUAUGGUCAGAAGUUUGCAGAUGAGAACUUCAAGAUGAAGCACACAGGACCUGGUAUCCUUUCCAUGGCUAAUGCUGGACCAAAUACAAAUGGAUCCCAGUUCUUUAUUUGCACUGAGAAGACCUCAUGGCUUGAUGGUAAACAUGUUGUAUUUGGUAAAGUGGUGGAUGGUUACACAGUGGUUAAGGAGAUGGAGAAAGUGGGCUCUGAUAGUGGAAGUACUUCACAGAGAGUUGUAAUUGAAGAUUGCGGCCAGUUACCUGAUAAUUGAUUAUGUGUAGUGCGCCUAUAAAUUGUUAGCUUUCUUUUUGGGGCCACGGACCUAAAUCCUAAACGUUGUUCUUCUGUAAUUGAGAUAAUGUUCAUCUAUUUGAAAGAAAAAAACAACUUAUGAUGAUUCCAUUUUUAACUCGUGCAGGACAUUUUUAACUGGUAAUC